This is a messenger RNA of Aaosphaeria arxii CBS 175.79, 1026 nucleotides long. RefSeq lists its product as uncharacterized. NCBI's taxonomy places the organism in Eukaryota, Fungi, Ascomycota, Dothideomycetes, Pleosporales. The coding region runs from base 27 to 869 and encodes 280 amino acids. The record is from RefSeq and is a predicted model, not a curated record. The transcript is spliced from 2 exons.
UGAAAGUCAAGAUCCGAUAUUUCAUAAUGAAUUUCAGCCUUGCGAAACUAAAUUUCGUGUACCUCUCUUUUUUUGUGUUUGUUCGACUCGCAUCGUGCACAUGUUUUCUUCCUAAUGGCACAGCAAAGGAAGACGAAGCCACCCGAGCAUGUUCCAACGACCCAGCCAGCCCGCUUUCAAAGAUAUGCUGCCAAACAGGAUGGGACAACGCACCAGGAAACGAUACCAAGUUUGGACCUACUGCAGAUGAAUGUCUUCCGAGCGGUGUUUGCCGCAACCGUGGAUUCUCUAGCAAACCCGGCGAGGAAUAUCCUCCGUGGGAUCACUUUUAUCGAGUCACUUGCACGAAUCAGGAUUGGGAUGAAGGUGGAUGUCUGGACGUGUGCAGUUCAGGGUUUAAUGCCGACCAAGUAGUUCAGCUCACGCCGUGUGACGAUACUGCGACCUCUGAGAAAUGGUGCUGUGGCGAUACGAAGGACUGCUGCGCGGCAGGUUUCGAAUACAAGGCCGUUUAUAUUCCCCAGAAGCUGGGGAGUCUGAAUAAAAUUAAUCAGACAUUACCUACCGGCAAGAGCAAUGCAGAUGACCUUCUACAUGACGCUAGGAUUGGGUUUGGUGUCGGGAUCGUGGCAGCUUCUUGCGUCUUCUUCGCUCUAGGAUACAUUCUAGCGCGGUAUCGAUGCCAACGAAAGCUCCGCGACAUGAGCAAGCAAAUCACACCGGGUGAGCUCAGUGGUGAGAACACAGCGACGCAAGAGAGUGAAUGGAAGGGAGGAGUGGUCAAUGAACUUGACAGUGAUGGACAGGCCCACGAGCUGCCGGACUCUGAACAACAUCAUCGGCGAAGUAUGGUAGACCAGGGCACUUAAGAAGAGUGAGCCAUCUUCUUGUCCUAUUCUCGGGUUUGUUCAUUGAGGUACUUGUGCUGUGGAGGAAAUGGAGUAUGCGAGCAGACUCCAUAGGGUACACUUGAGGCUGAAUAAUUUGUUGCUGUUUAGCAUUUGCAGGAUGACGUUUAGUGGUGUG